GCAACGCCGAGAACGCCAUCGAGGCCCUCAAGGAAUACGAACCUGAGAUGGGCAAGGUCUACCGCGCCGACCGCAAGGCCGUGCAGCGCAUCAAGGCCCGUGACCUGGUGCCCGGGGACAUCGCCGAGGUGGCCGUUGGGGACAAGGUGCCGGCCGACAUCCGCAUCAUCUCCAUCAAGUCGACCACGCUGCGCGUAGACCAGUCCAUCCUCACCGGCGAGUCCGUCUCCGUCAUCAAACACACGGAGCCCGUCCCCGACCCCCGUGCCGUCAACCAGGACAAGAAGAACAUGCUCUUCUCGGGCACCAACAUCGGCGCCGGCAAAGCCGUGGGCAUCGUGGUGGCCACGGGCGUCAACACGGAGAUCGGGAAGAUCCGCGACGAGAUGGCGGCCACCGAGCAGGACAAGACGCCCCUGCAGCAGAAGCUGGACGAGUUCGGCGAGCAGCUCUCCAAGGUCAUCUCGCUCAUCUGCGUCGCCGUGUGGCUCAUCAACAUCGGCCACUUCAACGACCCCGUCCACGGCGGCUCCUGGAUCCGCGGCGCCAUCUACUACUUCAAGAUCGCCGUGGCCUUGGCCGUGGCCGCCAUACCUGAAGGGCUCCCGGCCGUCAUCACCACGUGCCUGGCCUUGGGGACGCGCCGCAUGGCCAAGAAGAACGCCAUCGUGCGGAGCCUCCCGUCCGUGGAGACCUUGGGCUGCACCUCGGUCAUCUGCUCCGACAAGACGGGGACGCUGACCACCAACCAGAUGUCCGUGUGCAAGAUGUUCAUCGUGGACAAGGUGGAGGGCGACGUCUGCGCCCUCAACGAGUUCUCCAUCACCGGCUCCACCUACGCGCCCGAGGGGGACGUGCUGAAGAACGAGAAGCACGUGAAGGCCGGCCAAUACGACGGCUUGGUGGAGCUGGCCACCAUCUGCGCCCUCUGCAACGACUCGUCCCUGGACUACAAUGAGGCCAAGGGCAUCUACGAGAAGGUGGGAGAGGCCACGGAGACGGCGCUCACGUGUCUCGUGGAGAAGAUGAACGUCUUCAACACCGACGUGCGGAGCCUCUCCAAGGUGGAGCGGGCCAACGCCUGCAACUCCGUCAUCAAGCAGCUCAUGAAGAAGGAGGUCACCCUGGAGUUCUCCCGUGACCGGAAGUCCAUGUCCGUCUACUGCUCCCCGGCCAAGGCGUCGCGGGCGGCCGUGGGCAACAAGAUGUUCGUCAAGGGCGCCCCCGAGGGCGUCAUCGACCGCUGCAACUACGUGCGCGUGGGGACCACGCGGGUGCCGCUGACGCCCGCGGUCAAGGAGAAGAUCUUGGGCGUCAUCAAGGAGUGGGGGACGGGCAGGGACACCCUGCGCUGCCUGGCCUUGGCCACCCGCGACACCCCGCCCAAGAAGGAGGACAUGUUGCUGGAGGACUCCACCAAGUUCGCCGAGUACGAGACCGACCUGACCUUCGUGGGCUGCGUGGGGAUGCUGGACCCGCCGCGCAAGGAGGUGAUGGGCUCCAUCCAGCUGUGCCGCGACGCCGGCAUCCGCGUCAUCAUGAUCACGGGGGACAACAAGGGCACGGCCAUCGCCAUCUGCCGCCGCAUCGGCAUCUUCAGCGAGGACGAGGAGGUGACGGGGCGCGCGUACACGGGCCGCGAGUUCGACGACCUGCCGCCCGCCGAGCAGCGCGAGGCCUGUCACCGCGCCUGCUGCUUCGCCCGCGUGGAGCCCACGCACAAGUCCAAGAUCGUGGAGUUCCUGCAGUCCUUCGACGAGAUCACGGCCAUGACAGGGGACGGCGUGAACGACGCCCCGGCGCUCAAGAAGGCCGAGAUCGGCAUCGCCAUGGGCUCCGGCACGGCCGUGGCCAAGACGGCCUCCGAGAUGGUCCUGGCCGACGACAACUUCUCCACCAUCGUGGCGGCCGUGGAGGAGGGCCGGGCCAUCUACAACAACAUGAAGCAGUUCAUCCGCUACCUCAUCUCCUCCAACGUGGGCGAGGUGGUGUGGUGA
Messenger RNA from Tinamus guttatus (white-throated tinamou), 1997 nucleotides. The record is from RefSeq and is a predicted model, not a curated record. Lineage: Eukaryota; Metazoa; Chordata; Aves; Tinamiformes; Tinamidae.